CCGACCUUCGGGCUCGUCAUAUAUCAUUCAUGACUUUAUCGGUCAAGGGGAAAGAGAAAGCCAACGGCGCCGCUGAUACCUACGAACUUCCCUGGGUAGAGAAGUACAGACCACAUGUCCUCGACGACAUCGUAGGGAACACAGAGACCAUCGAGCGCCUGAAGGUCAUCGCGCGCGACGGGAAUUGUCCGCAUAUCAUCAUAUCGGGCAUGCCUGGGAUCGGAAAGACCACAAGUAUACACUGCCUGGCACAUCAGUUACUCGGUGACGCUUAUAAGGAGGGGGUACUGGAGUUGAAUGCGUCAGAUGAGAGAGGUAUUGAUGUGGUUCGGAACAAGAUCAAAACGUUUGCACAGAAGAAGGUCACACUACCUCCGGGACGGCACAAAAUCAUCAUACUGGACGAGGCAGACAGUAUGACAGCAGGAGCCCAGCAAGCACUACGUCGAACCAUGGAGAUCUUCUCGAAUACAACACGCUUUUGCUUGGCAUGCAACAUGUCCAAUAAGAUCAUCGAGCCCAUACAAAGUCGAUGCGCUAUCUUGAGGUAUGCCAAGCUGCGAGACGCGGAAAUUUUAAAGCGGCUGUUAGAGAUAUGUGAGGCGGAGAAGGUCCAAUAUAACGACGAUGGCCUAACAGCAUUGAUAUUCACGUCAGAAGGAGACAUGCGGCAGGCCAUCAACAAUCUUCAGUCGACUUGGUCAGGGUUCGGAUUUGUAUCGGGGGACAACGUCUUCAAAGUGUGCGACCAGCCCCAUCCCAUCACUGUCCAAGCUAUUAUUCGUGCAUGCACAAAAGGGGAUAUCAAUGACGCUAUGGACAAGCUGUCUGAGUUGUGGGCUCAAGGUUACAGCGCUGUUGAUAUCGUUGUCACGAUAUUCCGAGUGGUUAAGACGUCAGACGAAUUGCCAGAGUAUACCAAACUCGAGUUUAUUAAGGAGAUUGGGUUCACGCAUAUGCGCAUCCUAGAAGGGGUGGGUACCUUGAUACAACUCGGGGGUCUUAUGGCACGCCUGUGUAAGAUGAACAUGAAGCCUGAACUCCUGCGAAUAUGAUACAUAUUGUGUAACAUCUCACCUCCAUGCGAUUCUCAUAAUAUAGGCUAUAACUUUGAAAGUCUGAAGCUAUGCCGACUACAGAACAAAUAUCUUGUCUUAAAAGAAGUGCUGACAGCAGACAAUAUCUCGAGCGACCAAGCAAGCGCGGAGUCUUCGGCUGCUACCCCUCCUUGGAACUAUACUGGUGUAUCAGACUCUUCCUUAAGCACCUCUUCCGGUUCAUCGCCAGGUCCAGGCAGCUCCCAACCAGUCUCCUCCGCCUCGUAACGAGAAUGACUGUAUAUGCAGUGUUCGAUCGCGUCGAGGAAAGACAUGGUAUUCUUACGUCUGCGAGGCCGACACAAGGUACAAACCAAUUUCACGCGGUGAUCCAAAUCCUGAGCUCG
Molecule: messenger RNA, 1444 nt
Organism: Gloeophyllum trabeum ATCC 11539
Lineage: Eukaryota; Fungi; Basidiomycota; Agaricomycetes; Gloeophyllales; Gloeophyllaceae
Product: P-loop containing nucleoside triphosphate hydrolase protein
Exons: 9
Coding region: 30-1055 (341 amino acids)
Biological process (GO): DNA repair; DNA-templated DNA replication
Cellular component (GO): Ctf18 RFC-like complex; DNA replication factor C complex; Elg1 RFC-like complex
Molecular function (GO): ATP binding; ATP hydrolysis activity; DNA binding
Source: RefSeq, a predicted model, not a curated record